AUGACUGUGAUGGCGCCACCUGCUCCGAAUGAGCAAGAGGAUGAGGACAUGCUGGUCCCGCGAUCGGAUUUGGUGGAAGGGCCUCAAACCGCUGAAGAAGCAGCAGAAAGUACUGCAGAGAAUCAGCCAGCAGAGGAUCCUCGUACGACCAAGUUUUGUUGGAGAAUUGAAAAUUUUUCUAGACUGAACACGAAGAAGCUCUACUCUGAAAUAUUUGAACUCUGUGAAUAUAAAUGGCGGAUUCUUAUAUUUCCAAAGGGGAAUAACGUUGAACAUCUAUCCAUGUAUUUGGAUGUGGCUGAUUCAGCGUCUUUGCCUAAUGGAUGGAGUAGAUAUGCCCACUUUAGUUUGGCUGUUGUUAAUCAAGUUCAAGUCAAGUAUUCAGUCAGAAAAGAAACACAACAUCAAUUCAAUGCCCGAGAAAAUGAUUGGGGGUUUACAUCCUUUAUGCCACUUGCUGACCUUUAUGAUUCAAGCAGAGGUUAUCUUGUCAAUGACACCUGCAUAAUUGAAGCUGAGGUUGCAAUCUUUAGAGCUAUGGAUCCAUGGCUAUACAAUUCAAAGAAAGAAACUGGUUUUGUGGGACUAAAAAACCAAGGGGCUACGUGUUAUAUGAAUUCUCUUCUCCAGACGCUAUAUCAUAUUCCUUAUUUUAGGAAGGUCGGGAUUUCCAGCAGCACUAUGCAAAAUAUAAGAGUUUGUUUUUGUGUUGAUAUGCCAACUGCAAGUAUCCCAUUGGCUCUGCAGAGCUUAUUUUAUAAGCUUCAAUACAGUGACAGCAGUGUUGCAACGAAGGAGUUGACAAAAUCCUUUGGGUGGGAUACAUAUGACGCUUUUUUGCAACAUGAUGUACAAGAACUCAACAGAGUUCUUUGCGAAAAGCUUGAAGAAAAGAUGAAGAGAACUGUUGUGGAAGGCUCCAUACAGCAGUUAUUUGAGGGCCAUCAUAUGAACUAUAUAGAAUGCAUCAACGUGGACUACAAAUCUAGUAGAAAGGAAUCAUUCUAUGAUCUUCAGCUUGAUGUUAAGGGCUGUAAUGACGUCUAUGCCUCAUUUGAUAAGUAUGUCGCAGUUGAACAUCUAGAUGGAGACAACAAAUAUCACGCUGAACAAUAUGGUUUACAGGAUGCUAAGAAAGGUGUCUUGUUUAUUGACUUCCCUCCAGUUCUCCAGCUUCAUUUAAAGCGGUUUGAAUAUGACUUUUCGCGAGACAUUAUGAUUAAGAUAAAUGACCGCUAUGAGUUUCCGCUUCAACUUGAUCUGGAUAGAGAUAAUGGCAAAUACUUGUCACCAGAAGCUGAUAGACGAGUACGCAACCUUUACACACUUCACAGUGUUUUGGUCCACAGUGGUGGUGUGCAUGGUGGACAUUAUUAUGCUUUUAUAAGGCCCACUCUGUCCAGCCAAUGGUAUAAAUUUGAUGAUGAACGAGUGACCAAAGAGGACAUGAAAAAGUCUUUGGAAGAGCUAUUCGGUGGUGAGGAAGAACACAUGAUGCAGACAAAUCAGGGAAUCAAUACUACACCUUUCAAGUUUACAAAGCAUUCAAAUGCUUAUAUGCUGGUGUAUAUACGUGAAAGUGAUAAGGAUAAAAUAAUGUGUCAUGUUGAUGAGAAGGACAUCGCGGAGCAUCUUAGGGAGCGGCUGAAGAAAGAGCAAGAGGAAAAGGAGCAAAAGAGAAAAGAAAAGGCUGAAGCUCAUCUUUACACUGUUGUAAAGGUUGCAUGUGAUGAAGAUUUUGCUUGGCAAAUUGGUAGGAAUGUCUUUUUUGAUUUAGUGGAUCACGAUAAAGUGAGGAGCUUUCGUGUCCAGAAGGCAAUGCCAUUUAACAUUUUCAAGGAAGAGGUCGCAAAGGAAUUUGGUAUACCUGUGCAAUUCCAGCGCUUUUGGCUGUGGGCAAAGCGCCAAAACCACACAUGUCGUCCUAACCGGCCAUUGACUCAACAUGAGGAAACAGAAACUGUUGGACAUUUGAGGGAUGCAUUUAAUAAAGUUCAGAAUGCUGACCUGAGGUUAUUCUUAGAAUUGGAGCUUGGACCGGAUUUGCAGCCCAAGACUCUCCCUGAUAAGGGUAAAGACGACAUUUUGUUAUUCUUCAAGCUUUAUGAUCCAGAAAAGGAAGUGCUUAGAUAUGCUGGAAAACAUUUUGUUAAGAGCAUGAGCAAGCCAAUAGAUAUCUUGGCUAAACUAAAUGAGAUGGCAGGCUAUGCCCCUGAUGAAGACAUUGAUCUCUAUGAGGAAAUAAAAUUCGAGCCCCAUGUCAUGUGUGAACUGAUUGACAAGAGAUUUACAUUUAGAUCUAGCCAGCUUGAGGAUGGAGACAUAGUUUGCUUUCAGAAAUCUCUUUCAGCCCAGGCUCGUCAACAACUUCGUUGUCCAGAUGUUCCAACAUUCUUUGAAUACCGUCAUAAUCUCCAAGUUAUUCAUUUUCGGUCUCUGGAAAAGCCCAAGGAGCAUGAUUUUUCUUUACAACUGUCAAAGCUCGACACAUAUGAUGAAGUUGUCGAAAGAAUAGCUCACCAUCUUGGAAUAGAUGAUCCUUCCAAAAUUCGUCUCACUUCACAUAAUUCAUAUUCACAGCAGCCAAAACCUCACCCCAUAAAGUAUCGAGGGGUAGAUAAUUUGCUAGACAUGUUGCUGCACUACAAUCAGACAUCUGAUAUACUGUACUACGAAAUCUUGGAUAUGCCUCUUCCAGAACUACAAGGUUUAAGAACACUGAAAGUAGCAUUCCGUAAUGCAUCAAAUCUUGAAAUGACGAUUCACAAUGUCAGAGUGCCGAAAGAAGGCACUGUCAGUGAUAUACUUGAUGAUAUCAGGCUGAAGGCUGAGGUGUCUCAUCCAGAGACUGAACUUAGGUUACUGGAAGUAUUCAGCCACAGGAUCUACAAGAUAUUUCCAUCCAGUGAAAAGAUAGAAACCAUAAAUGACAACUACUGGACAUUACGAGCGGAAGAGAUACCUGAGGAAGAACGAAAUCUCGGUGAACAUGAUUGCUUGAUUCAUGUAUAUCACUUUAUGAAUGAAGAAAAUCAGAACCAAAUGAAAAUUCAAAACUUCGGUGAGCCAUUUUUGUUGGCCAUUCGUGACGAUGAGACUUUAGCUCAUGUAAAGACUCGUGUACAGAAAAAGUUAAAUGUGCCGCAUGAAGAAUUUUCUAAGUGGAAAUUUGCUUAUGUUUCACAAGGCCGGGCUGAGUAUCUUAAGGAUUCAGACAUUUUAUUGAGUCGUUUCCAGAGGAGCGGCAUUUAUGUUGCUUGGGAGCAAUACCUUGGACUUGAACAUGUAGAUAAUGCUCCAAAAAGGCCUCUUGCUGCUAAUCAGUAUCGUCAGCCGUACGAGAAGGCUGUGAAGAUAUACAACUAA
This is a messenger RNA of Striga hermonthica, 3366 nucleotides long. Lineage: Eukaryota; Viridiplantae; Streptophyta; Magnoliopsida; Lamiales; Orobanchaceae. The record is from the annotation of a GenBank genome assembly.